GGGAGGUGAGGUGGGAUGGCCGUGUCGUACUGAAUCGAGGAAGGUUCUCAAAUUAUGCUACGUGCUGCUUUGUUGGUGUUAUGGUGUUGAUUUGUAAUGGUAUUCUCAAAUCAUGACGAUGAAACACUACAAAUUGAUAGUGCACGAGAGGUCUUUCAGCCCCGAGGACUUGAUCAUAAAUCCAAGAGACUGUCCGUCAUUUAAAAAAGGUGACAUUGUAGAGAUUUAUCACCCUGAAGAUGAGUUCAGUCGAUUGCUUCUUCAAGUUACAACAUUCAAGGAAGAUCUUCAAGGAAAAGAAACAAUCAGUGUGGAGUCAAGUAUUGCCAUAGCAUUUCAACUUCGUAAAUAUGUCGAUGUAUGUAUGCGGAUUGUUGAGCCAGAAACUGUUGGCUUGGAUUCAGUUGAACUUACUUUUAAAGACCAGUAUAUGGGCCGAAGUGAAAUGUGGCGCUUGAAAAAUAGCCUGAUCAAUACUUGUAUUUAUCUGAACAAGAAGAUUGAAUUUUGUGGAGGCUACAUUCGUUGUCAAGUUUAUGAAAUGUGGUCCUUGGGGGUGCGAGUUGCUUGUGGUGUCAUAACGGAGAACACAAAAAUUGUCUUCAGGUCUUCAACAAGUAUGGUUUACUUGUUUCUGCAAAUGAGCUCUGAGAUGUGGGAUUUUGAUAUUCAUGGUGAUCUAUACUUCGAGAAAGCAGUCAAUGGAUUCCUUGCUGACUUGUUCCAUAAAUGGAAGAAACACGGAAGUAAUCAUGAAGUCACCAUUGUUCUUUUCUCAAGAACAUUUUAUAAAGCAAAUAGUCUAGAUGAAUUUCCUAAACACAUGAGGGAUUGCCUGCAGAAGGACUACAAAGGCCGAUUUUAUGAAGAUUUUUAUCGGGUUGCUGUCCAGAAUGAGAGGUAUGAUGACUGGGGUAGUACACUCGUCCAGCUGAGAAGGCUGUUUAUGGAUUACCAAAGGCUUGUCUUAGAAUACCACAAAAGACCAGGCAUUGAGAUACCCAAGGCAGUUAACUCUACCGCUGCGCAAGGAAAUUUCUUGGAAGUUCUGAACAUGUCUCUAAAUGUUUUUGAGAAGCAUUACCUAGACCGUAGCUUCGAACGCACUGGGCAGCUUUCUGUUGUCAUCACUCCUGGUGUUGGUGUGUUUGAGGUAGAUCGCCAACUCACCAACAUCACCAAACAACGUAUAAUUGAUAAUGGCGUUGGGAGUGAUCUUGUAUGUGUGGGAGAACAACCUCUUCAUGCUGUCCCAUUAUUGAAGUUCCACAACAAAGAUAUAUCUAUCAGUGCUGUGGAUAAUUACAGUAUGCCCCAUUGGAUAAACCUGAGUUUCUACUCAACCAACAAAAAGGUGGCGUAUUCAAAUUUUGUGCCCCGCAUAAAAUUGCCACCACGUCGUGUAAGAACACGAUCUCAGUCAUCUCAGUCUCAAUGUGCCCCAGGCGAUGGAAUUGCUCUCCCUACUACACCUACUACUCCAAAAACUAAGCUUGUUGAUGAAGAAUACUUUCCUGAGUCCCCAUUUGAUUAUGAUGCAUAUGAUCGCCAAGUUUUUCAGUUGCCUGCUCUUCAUACGACAAGAUUUUCUCGUCAACUGCAAAGGGCCUCUAGCCGCCAUAAGAAAGGAAGUGUUACUCUCGAUGGUGGAGUGAGCGUGAGCAUAACAGGAAACGGUAUGCAACACCACCCAAAAUCUCUUCGCCGUAAAAUAUCUGACCCAGAUAUUCAUCACAUCAACAAUGGAGAUGCAAUUCUUGUUGGGUCUCCCACGAAUGGGCACAGCCACAUGAUGACCAGUCCCAAGCUCAUCAGUGGAGGGCCUAGUGUGGGUCCAGCAAGCCCGUUGUCAACAUUGUUGGGGUCUUCUCCUGUUCUUGGGUCAUCUUUGACUCCACGGUCAGCAGCAAUCAGUAUACCCCAAAUUCGAUCGAACAACAGUUCCCCUCAACCGUCAUUGUCAGUCAAUGCAAAUGAUGGUGAAGGGUUUGUCGAUAUAGCUAAGGGAAAGCAUCGAGCAUUGGAAGAUUUGCUGGAAGGAGAGACAUCUCCUCCUUUGAGGGUCAUUGCUGGCAGUAUGGGUUCUCCCACAUCACCCAUUUCGCCUACAUCUCCACCUCAGAGCUCCACUGUUCUGAGGCCUGGCCGUGCUCUCAUAAAUCCAUUCGAUCCCUCUCAUGUGACCAUUAAGUUAACAUCCAAUAGGAGACGAUGGACACACAUCUUUCCCAAAGGACCAGAAGGUGUACUAAUACAGCAACACCACUACCAAGCUGUGCCAACAUUUACCUCCAAUGAAGAGCAAAAUUCAGUCCAGCUAGGUGGUCAGUCGCAGGGGAUGAAUGGUCAGUCACAUGAAGUGGUAUCAGUCCGCAGCACGUCCCCAAUCACAGAUUUGGGUUUAAAAUUUAACAGUAGAGGAGGAGGUAUGACAAGAUCAGCAUCUCAAAUAGCAUUUCAAGACCAUGUGCGAGGGAGAAAUUUGGGUAGGCCACAAAUGCCUGAGCGGAGUCAGCUACCAUGCCAAAUAGCCCCAUCGUCUAAUAAUAAGGCUUUACUGUGGGGCGCUACAGGAGAACAAGAGUGGACCCCAGCUUUAACCACAGUUGGAAAAAUAAUAAUAGGUGUGGAUUGGAAGUCGUUGACCAUAUCAGCGUGUCUGCCGAUAACAACUGAUUAUUUCCCUGACAAAAGAAGUCUCCAAAAUGAUUAUGUAGUUUCAGACUACUAUCUCUUACCUGACGAUGUAAAUGCAGAUUUUGCUCAACGCAGAGCAAUUUACAAGAAACCAUUGACUACCUCGGAGGUAUUCAGAGAACUAGUAUCUCAACGUUUGGCUCAGGGUUUUCAACUUAUAGUGCCCAAUAAAGAUGGUGUUCCAUCAGGGGCUGUUGGAACUGGUGUGAAGGUAGAGGCUCCAUCCACCCCAAGCUUGGUGGUCGGCCCUCGGACUACAGAUAUGGACCCAAGUGAAGAGUACCUAUUGAGUAUUGGCCGCGUAUUCCAUCGAAUUUCUUUGAAAGGAUCUUGUAUAACUGUCACACGCUACAGACCGAGGCAUCCAUAUCCUCCUUUUAACUUCAAGUACCAAUACCGUUUCCAAGCCCCUGACCAUGAGUCAUAUGAAGUAUCAUGGGUGUCUUUCUCUUCAGAGAAGUUGGAGAAUUACAAUUGGAACUAUGUAGACCAUUACAUUUGCACUCGAGGGGACACUGAUUUUGCUCUGGCUGAAGCAUUGAAGUAUUGGCGUUUCCGAGUCUAUUUGUUACCUGUGAAUCAAAUGGCAACAAGACGGAUAUUAGAGGGCUCAGAGCACUGUGAUAUCUAUGUGCCUCCCUCUAUUGAGGAUCAGUCACAGAUGGUGAAAAACUUCCUGCGUUUUAUUGAAACAUUUGUGAAUAGAAUUAAAAGACCAAAUGCUCACAAGAAACCUCGAGACCAAGUAUCCCUGCUGCCCUUGCAGUUGAGCCACCUGACUCGGCGCAGACAUAGCACCAGCCUGACUUUCCUUUCGCACAAUAGUAGUUCAGCUAACCAUGCAACUAACAUGUCUCAGCACUCAAGUAUUGUUGGUAAUUCUCCAUUCCGAGAACGUCUUGGUAGCAAUCGUCUACCAGACAAGCCCAGACCGAGAUCUGGAUCAAAGGUGCUGGAACGAGGACGUGCUUCACCUGCUGGAGAAGGUUCUAUUGAUCUCACUGGAAACAAUGAGCACCAAGAUUGGCUGGAAGAUGGCCUUGCCCAAACCGAACCUCGUCUUGGUCGCAAUGCUUCAACCAGUGAUAUUGUAGAUGCUAUGCGUAAUCCAAACACAGGCGUCGGCUUCCUUCAACACCACACUUCAGCCAUGACUUUUGUGAGUGCUGACGCUGUUCAGUGGCUUAUAAAACAUGUUGAAGGGGUUGUGAACCAGCAGGCAGCAGAACACGUACUUCAGAAAAUGCUGACUGACAAACUUAUUUGUCAUGCGUCAGGAGAUUUUAGCCACCCAUUAAGGAUUGGAUUCUAUCUAUACCACAUUGUGCCUGACUAUGAUCAACAGAAAGAUGGUGACUUUGGCUCUGCACCAUUAGGAGAUAUUCAGAGCUUUGAGAAUGAGUGGCUGGAAGUGGAAGUCAGACACCCAACUAACUGGGUGCAGUCCGCAACAGGAUCAAUUGACAAUGUACCUAAUUCUCCAACUUUGCCACCAACAUACCCACCACUAUCCCCACUCCCGAAAUUUUUACAUGACACAAUGGAAGAAAUGUGCCAAGGAGAUGGAGUUGCUCAGUAUAAAAAUAUUCAUUUGGAGAUUGAUGUUAAUGCUAAAAGUGACCGUGUGGAAUGGGGUCACUGUCGCUAUCAGUCACUUUUCCGUCCAGACAGGGCGUAUGAGUUGGUUGUUCAAUGGGUAGCAGCCUCUGGGCCCAUUGUGGCUGAAUUGAUAAUUGCAGGUUGGGCCAGAAAGGCAAUUAGUUGUAGCCUACAGAUGGUACCUAUUCCUGCAGAUCCCUUGGCCCUACCAUUCACUCAUAAAUCAGAUCCUUUGCGAGGCCCUGUAUUUGUACCCUUGGACACUGAGUGUUUGAUGGGAAGCAAAAGUUACCUGUUUCAAGAAUUUCCGGAAGACUCCUGGGCUCAGCGUCUCUUACUCUUCCAGGAGACUAUUGCAUUGAGGUUUGGCUUUAUUGCAUGUGCAAUGGAAAAUCGUGGAACAAGCCCUCAGGCAAACAGAAUGAAUCGUGCUGAUAAAGAACAGACGAGGCAUCAUCACCAGUAUGUUCACAUUACUGGUAAUAUGUUCCUACUAAUACCUUCACCCCCAUGUCAUCGCACUCAUGCUCAAGAUAUGAAUUCACAUGGCAAGUCGAGGCGGACCAUGGGGCGUCAGCCGACUGUGGAAUAUCCAACUCAUCAUGAUAUGGUGUCCAGUCCCCAUGAAGAAUACAUAACUAGGCAUGUCUGUGGAAACAACAGCCAAGAUGAAUAUGGACCAGAUCGCAAGAUUGGAUUCCUUUGGUCUUGGAAUCACAUGCUUACACGCCGAUGGAAAGGGCCAAACAGUGCCACAGGAGAUGAACAGUUUCAAAACAAAAUGCUCAAAGAUUUCCGAGAAUUCUGUAGCAACCAGAACAACAGGCUGCUGAACUUCUGGGACCAAUGCUGGAUAAUUCGAGAUCAACAUGAACAGCAGCAAACAAACGGUUCAGCCACACAGCAACUGGAUCUACCCACUUCCUGUGAUGGAGCCCCCAACGGGAAUUUUUUGAGUUCUAGUGGGUUUUCAGUUUCUUCAACUUUAGAGGAGGUACCUGAGAAAAACUGAUUCUGUUGUGUAAAUGUUUCUUUUUACCAGUUUUUUUCUGCUAAAACUCUUUUUUUAUAAGACUGCUGGAUUCUUUGACCCACUAUGCCAAUUUUCUACUAGCGUGUGUCAUGUUGUUUGUAAUUAGGAUUGAAGUACCACCCUUUGAUCUGAUUGUUACUAAAUAGUUUUAUGUAACUGGACUGCAGGUAUUCUGUGUGUACUGGAUAUUGCUUCUGUGAUUAAGUACUAUGUUAAUUAAAUGUGAUAAUACAGGCAUAGUUUUAUGAGACCAGCUGGUAUGGUAACUGUUUGUUAAUUAUUAUUUCAAUAAAUUUUAUACUGUAUCUAGGUUUUGAUUUUACCUAGUCAAUCGUUUUGUUAUUAGUUCAAAACAAUGGUGAGGAUGCUAAUCAGUUCAGACGAAUGUCCUUUCCGUAAUGCUAAUUCAUGUGAUGGUUUUUAUAGCAAGAAGAGAGAACAAUGAUUGUUUUUUUCUACGUUAUGCAUUUAUACUUCUUGUCAAGAUACCUAGUUGUUAGUGCACUCGUCGUUGAAUUAAGGUGACCUAUCGGCGAUGUAUUGUUAUCUCUGAACUGACUUUUGUUGCAUGAAGUUUCGAAUAAAUGCAAUUUUUGACGGA
This is a messenger RNA of Thrips palmi, 5930 nucleotides long. RefSeq names its product GATOR complex protein Iml1 (gene Iml1). Gene Ontology annotation, molecular function: GTPase activator activity. Bases 113 to 5308 code for a protein of 1731 amino acids. NCBI's taxonomy places the organism in Eukaryota, Metazoa, Arthropoda, Insecta, Thysanoptera, Thripidae. Gene Ontology annotation, biological process: positive regulation of autophagy; negative regulation of TORC1 signaling; cellular response to amino acid starvation. The transcript has 30 exons. Gene Ontology annotation, cellular component: lysosomal membrane; GATOR1 complex. The record is from RefSeq and is a predicted model, not a curated record.